Messenger RNA from Armigeres subalbatus, 1494 nucleotides. RefSeq names its product queuine tRNA-ribosyltransferase accessory subunit 2. The coding region runs from base 184 to 1449 and encodes 421 amino acids. The transcript has 3 exons. The record is from RefSeq and is a predicted model, not a curated record. Gene Ontology annotation, molecular function: tRNA-guanosine(34) queuine transglycosylase activity. Lineage: Eukaryota; Metazoa; Arthropoda; Insecta; Diptera; Culicidae.
GAAUCGACUUCAUGGGCGCAAGCACCAUCAUAUAUCAAGCCAAGAACAGACAGCAAAAACAUUUUCCCAGUUGUUUACAUCAAUUUACAUCACUUUCGCGUUUCAGUGCUCAACACGCGUGUAUAAUAUUGAAGAUUCGCGUAUAAAUAUUCAACAUAUUAAACAAUAUUUGCCGUUGGAAUAAUGAAAUUUGCAAUCGAAUCAGUUUCCAAAUGUUCAGGCCGUUUGGGUAAUUUGAGUAUAAUCAAUGCCUUCUCAAAUGUAACCCUUUCUACGCCAGGCUUGGUUCUGCACACUAAGGGCGGCAGUGUACCAUUCUUAUCCAAAGAAGUGCUCCAGUAUUUAAAUCUAGAUCCAUCGCUGAUGCAGCAUUCCUUAACAAACACGGACCAUAUGGAGGAUGCUGUCCGCGCCUGUGGUGAAGGUAUUUCUGGAUUUGUGGGCCAAAAGGCUGCGCUUUCCUUACUGGUUCUAAAGGAUCCGGCCGAGCUAUGUAAGCCGGGCUUUCACGAGAAGGACUUUGUACCCAUCUACAGUAGAAGCGGUCGGAAAAAUUUCACCUCCGAGCGGUAUAUGCAGCUGGUCGAGGCCUUCAAGCCGGACGUUUUCGUCCCGUUGUUUGAUGGAGACACCGAUUCGGAGAGUUCAAAGAAACGCUUACAGAAAUCGUUGAACAGAACGGAAAGGUUUGUAGAGCAGUGUGUGAAAGCGCGACGGCAAUCGGAUGCUUUGAAAAGUUCGAGUCUGAUUGGGCCAGUUGUGGGAGGAUACGAUUUGAGGCUGAGAGAUGAAUCGGUCAAAUUUUUGGAGCAAUUCAAAGAUGAUUUGGGGGGCUAUAUGAUAGCGGGGAUACAUUGCAAUGGCUUAUCAGCAGCGGAGUUGAAGGAAAGCUUACUACUGGAAGUGGUGUCACAUGUUUGUACGCAUUUGCCUGCGGAUAAAAUUCGUUUCAUGUUUGGCGCUUUCAACCCUGGAACAAUUCUCAAACUGGUUGCCCAGGGGGUAGACGUGUUCGAUACAAGUUACGUAUAUUUAAAAACGCUACAAAACCAGGCGUUGAAUUUCAGCUUUGAUGUGAACGACGACGACGUGCAUAAUCGCGAAACCGAACUGGACAUACGAGAUCCAAAAUGGGCUGAAGACUUUACAGGGUUUUCCCUGACUUGUAAUUGUUUAGCAUGCACUAAACAUACGAAAGCUUACGCGCAUCAUUUGUACAACACACGGGAGAUGCUUGGACCAAUUAUUCUGAUGAUACAUAAUCUCCAUCACUACUUUGAGUUUUUCAAGGAAAUACGAAAGCAUGUAAGUAAUAAUUCACUCGAUCUGCUAAUAGAUCAUUUGAAAAAGCAAAAGAACGUGACACUGUACGAGGAAGAAAAUACGAGAUUUGAUAAAGCAGAUAAAGUAGACACAAGUAACAAGGUAAAUAAAAAGAUAAAAAUUUGAUAUACGUUCAAUAUACAUAGAUAAUAAACAUGAAGAUAACCAUCA